GACCUCGGCGGCUCCGCCCGCCAUCCCGCGGCGGACGCGCUCGCGACCGAGCGGGCCCGCAGGGGCGAGACCGAGGAGCGGGCGACGCAGCUGGAGCGGCAGGUCGCACAGGCCGAGCGCCUGGCCCACGCCCACCGGCGCGCCCUGCCGGCCGCAGGCGGCGGGCAGCCUGAGCGCGAGCACGCCGGCUGGCAGCAGCGGGAGCUGGGCGGCGUCGCCGCGGAGGACUGCGUGUCGCUGCGGCUGCUGCUGUCGGCGGAACAGCGGCGGAGCGCGCGGCUGGGGGAGCAGGUGGCGACCCUGGAGCGGGAGCGGGACGGCCUGAGGGGCAGGCUGGCGGCAGAGGAGGACGCGCGGCGGAGGCUGGACCAGGCGGUCGCCGCGCUGCAGGAGGAGCUGCAGGCUGGCCGCACGGACGGGACGGCGGGCGACGCUGCACGACUGGAGCUUCAGCAGGCGGCGCCCCUGGAGAGCCUGUCUCUGCAGGCCCAGCUCGUAGCCGAGGAGAGCAAGGUGCACGCGGAGGCCGAGGAGGCCGUCGAGCUCCAGUGGCGGCUGCAGUCCGCCGAGGAGAGCCUGGCGGCCUGCGGGCUGGCCCGCGCCGCGGCCCUCGCUGAGGCGAGCCACGCGCAGGGCGGCGGCCUGCAGCGGCGGGUGGCCAGCCUCGAGCAGGAGGUGGAGCGCGCCCGCAGCCAGGAGAUGGCCGCCCUUCAGCAGCGCCUCCGGGCCGUCAGGGCGGCCUCACUGGAGGAGUGCCGGUCGCUGGUGCGCGAGUUGCAGGUGUCGGAGCAGCGCCGCACGCAGGAGGCCACCGAGGCUGCUACCUUGAGGGGCCACUUGGACGCGCGAGAGGCUUGGAGGUCGGGCGGCCCCGCCCGCGACGCGGCGCCCUGUGGCCAGCAGGAGGAGCUGGCGAUCUGCAGGCGGAAGUUGGCGGAGGAGGAGGGCCUCCGCGCCGCCGGGGCGGCCGCGGCCGCAGCCGCGGCCCGCGCCUGCGAGGAGGAGUGCCGCGAGCUGCUCAGCCAGCUCGUGUCGGAGGAGAGCGCCUGCUACGCGGAGUCGCUGGAGGUCGCCUCUCUCCGCUGGCGCCUGGCGGAUGCGGCGGCCGGCCAGGGGACGGCAGCGCUGGCCCAGGUGGGCAGCGUGCAGCUGCACGGCAGCAGGCUGGCGCAGUUGGACGAGGCCACGCAGCGGCAGUGCCUGGCGCUGCAGGACAAAAUCGAGCGCCUGAGGCCGAUGGUCGAGGCGAUCGCGGAGCGCGAGCGGCUCUGCGGCGGCGGCGAGCGUCGGUGA
Messenger RNA from Prorocentrum cordatum, 1293 nucleotides. The record is from the annotation of a GenBank genome assembly. NCBI's taxonomy places the organism in Eukaryota, Dinophyceae, Prorocentrales, Prorocentraceae.